Messenger RNA from Staurois parvus, 297 nucleotides. Lineage: Eukaryota; Metazoa; Chordata; Amphibia; Anura; Ranidae. The record is from the annotation of a GenBank genome assembly.
UCAGUACCAAAAGCGGUAACCCCGAGCUACACUCGGGAAUACACUGCAGCGUUGCUCAGGGAGUUCCUGCAGCGCUUACCUUGCCCUUCGCUCCCGCGAUGCGUCCCCUGCAGCAUCCCCGGCCAUCUCCUCCGGCCGAUGCCAGCAUCCGGCUUCUGUGUUCCGGUCCCUGUGACGUCGGGACGUACGGGCGCCGGAACCGGCGGCAAAUUUGAAAUUUUUUAAAAAAAUGAUUAUUACAUAAUUUGUUCCUACUGCUUUGUCCGGCGCCCUGCCUGCAUUUUGACUGUUCUUUCU